This is a messenger RNA of Cuscuta epithymum, 1011 nucleotides long. The record is from the annotation of a GenBank genome assembly. Lineage: Eukaryota; Viridiplantae; Streptophyta; Magnoliopsida; Solanales; Convolvulaceae.
AAAACAGGUUCACCCUUCCAUGUUCAGUCUACCCUUCCAUUUUUUUUUCUACUCUUCACUAGCUCCACUUAGAUGUGUACUUCACCUUAAUUUCCUUCAAGCCUUCACCGGUCCCUUUCUAUUGAUAUCAUUCAUCCCAUCCAUAUCUUCUUCGUCGUAGCCAUCACACUACUCCAAAUUUCACCCCGAGGGUUAGUAUGGAGGGGAGUUGCAACGUCCACAUCCUCUUCAACCUUCUACUUGACUGCGGCGUUCAGUUCUUCUCGGGGAUAUUUACCAUUCCAGAGGUGGCAUGUUGCUCUGGAGUUGAAAUGGCAGUAAAAAAAGAAGUUGAGUGCUUAUGUACUAGUCCCACGGAUAGGAUGCUUUUAGUCAUCUCAUUGAUCACAUCCAUAGCCAUGAGAAAAGAGAUGAGUGGAGAGAGUUUAGUAUAUGCUCAUGACCCAUCACUUGCAAAUGGCAAUAAUAAUGGUUAUUCUGAAAUCUCCACUGGUCCUUUACCCCCAAGGGUUAGUAUGGAGGCGAGUUGCAACAUCAACAUCGUCUUCAACCUAAACUGUGUUCCGUUCUUCUCAGGCACAUCUUCCAUAUCUGAGGAGGCAGAAGUUGAGUGCUUAUGUGCUAGUCCCACAGAUCUCUUAACUCAUUCUGGUUUGGUAAUAAUGUCAUCCGGGGACGACUUGAUCUCCUCAGAGCAUGUCAUAGUCCUAUAUGGUACUCAGGCUUUGUUUGCAACCACUUGUGCUUAAAUAAAAUCACUUUUUGAUAAAAAGUGAUUAGUAGUAAAAGUUGGUAGUGUUUGGUAAAAUAAGUGUUUUUUGUGUAAUAGAAAAAGUAAAAAGUAGAUUCUACACGAAAGCCGAGAAAGUAAAAGUUGGUUGCAAACAACUGUCAUAUAAUGUUCUUCAUCAAAAUAUUUAUGAGUCGUAGUCCUCUCCAAACAUUAACUUUACUCUUUUUUGUGACCAGAACUCUAUAUUCUUAAUGUUUAAUGUUUAUGAUUUGAGUUUA